CGAAAACAGACAAAUGGCGUCUUCUCUUCAUGUCUGACGGAAAAGCUGAUUCUCCUUGGCAGAAGUACAUGGCGUCGUAAGGUGAUCUGUGUGUUCAGAUGGUCUCCAUAGAACCUGGACUCAUCGAAACAGGAUGUCAGUCUUCACCUUGCGCCAAACUGUUUGCUGGAUUUAACCUCUAUGGCACUUAAACAGUUAGUUAGCAAGCUAGCUACUUAACGGUAGCUAGCAGGCUGCGACUGGCAGUGGUCCAGUUCAGGUGGAGUUAAAGAGUGAGGGGAACUGAAGAUUCCACGGCCAUUUAGCCAGACGUCAUAUUGAAAGCGUAAGGUAAAUCAAGGACGAUUACAAAGCCAGCUCUGCGGCAGCCAGCACGAUGACCACCGCCAGGUACAGACCCACCUGGGACUUGGCUUUGGACCCACUGGUCUCCUGCAAGCUGUGCCUUGGAGAAUUUCCCCUGGAGCAGAUGACCACCAUUACGCAGUGCCAAUGUGUCUUCUGUACACUGUGCCUGAAGCAGUAUGUAGAGCUCCUGAUCAAAGAGGGCCUUGAGACUGCUAUUAGCUGUCCAGAUUCUGCCUGUCCGAAACGCGGACACCUACAGGAAAACGAGAUUGAGUGCAUGGUUGCCACAGAUAUGAUGCAGAGGUACAGGAAGCUGCAGUUUGAGAGGGAGGUGCUGCUGGACCCUUGCCGGACCUGGUGCCCGUCCUCAUCAUGCCAAGCAGUGUGCCAACUGAAAGAGACUGACACGCCACUGCCUCAGCUGGUCCAGUGUGGCACAUGUACUUUGGAGUUUUGCUCAGCAUGCAAGGCCAACUGGCACCCUGGCCAAGACUGCCAGGAGAAUGCACCCCUCACCUCUUUCUUGCCUGGAGAGAGCAGCUCUCUCUUCAAGAGUGAUGAGGAUGAUGCUCCAAUCAAACGCUGUCCCAAAUGUAAAGUUUACAUUGAGCGAGACGAGGGCUGUGCCCAGAUGAUGUGUAAGAACUGUAAGCAUGCCUUCUGCUGGUACUGCCUCGAGUCUCUGGACGACGACUUCCUCCUGAUCCAUUAUGACAAAGGGCCUUGUCGGAACAAGCUCGGCCACUCCAGAGCCUCUGUGAUCUGGCACCGAACGCAGGUGGUGGGGAUAUUUGCCGGUUUUGGCCUACUCCUACUGGUAGCAUCUCCUUUUGUAUUGCUGGCCACCCCCUUCAUCCUGUGCUGUAAGUGUAAGUGCAGUAAAGGGGACGAUGAUCCGCUGCCCACCUAA
Molecule: messenger RNA, 1258 nt
Organism: Chanos chanos (milkfish)
Lineage: Eukaryota; Metazoa; Chordata; Actinopteri; Gonorynchiformes; Chanidae
Gene: rnf144aa
Product: ring finger protein 144aa
Exons: 9
Coding region: 377-1258 (293 amino acids)
Biological process (GO): protein ubiquitination
Molecular function (GO): zinc ion binding; ubiquitin-protein transferase activity
Source: RefSeq, a predicted model, not a curated record